This is a messenger RNA of Seminavis robusta, 1359 nucleotides long. NCBI's taxonomy places the organism in Eukaryota, Bacillariophyta, Bacillariophyceae, Naviculales, Naviculaceae. The record is from the annotation of a GenBank genome assembly.
AUGCCGAUGUUGACUCCCUCCAUGAUACGUCUAGUUAGGACAUGCUGCUUGCUGCUACUGAUUCGUACACCCCUUUGUCACAGCGCCAUUACUAGCAGUCAGACCUUUCUAAACUUGUUCGAUGGUGAAGUGGUGUCAGCUACGCUGUUGGAUGAUGCUACCCAAACGCUGUACGUGACAUCGGUACCCACCGGAUUCCCCAAAACGUUCUUUUCUCUCUUCAAGAUUUCAUCCACGGGCAAUCGCGACUACAAGGUUAUCAUUCCCUUUCGCGAUGGACGCCAAACCAUGGAUCCAACCUACCUGGCUCUGCAUGACAGCGGCAACACGCUCGUGCUGUUGGCUAAUGGUGGCUUUAGCGACCCGAAUAUUAAUGGCGGCAGUGAUUGCACGGUAUACUUUAUCGACGCCUCGACGGGAUCCAUCACGGGCGACCACGUCACCCUAGCAGGUCCUGAGUUUGUGGAUUCCAAUGGAUACACCAAUACACUACUGAUUGCCGACAAGGCCAUCACUUCCACGGCAGAUGCCAAUAAGAUCUUUGUCAUGGCGGGAAGCCUCAUGGAUAUCAGUUCCGCUGCCUAUGGUUACAGUAUUUUCAAGAUUGAUGUCCCCUCAAGAUCCAUUGAUUGGACGAACCAUCAUUUACCGAGUGGAUCGGAUGGAGCAACGCCUUCGGAUAUGCUGGAGGUCAACGCGAGCUACCUGUUGGUAGCUGGAUUCUUGGGACUCUUUCGUUACGACUUAUCCACCGGCACUCGCACCGAUGUUUUGGCCAAUACACGCAUCAACAAUCUACUUCAUAUCGCUGCAUCCAAUUUGGUACUUGCCGGUGCCGCUGGAACGGAUUCUUCCACUGCCUUGGAUGCCACCACCUUGGCGACCCAAUGGACGACACCCAAUGGACGAGGCAUUGUCUAUCACAUGCCCGGUCCCGACGCCAACACCGUUUGGUUCACGCGAAAUCUCAUCCCGGAGGAUUCCGAGAAUUGGGAUUUCGAAGUGGGAGUCAUCGGAUUGUCGGAUGGACGCCCAUUAUGGAGUCAAUCCUACGACGGAGGCUCUGGUCUGUUUGACGUUGUGGUCGGAUUCCACUCCUCGCUGGGAACCACGGCAUAUGUGGGUGCCAGUGGUCGUCAAGCGACGGACAUGUGCCUUUCCAAUCUGUUUGGUUUGCUACCUCGUGCUCUGAUUGGGGAUGCCCAGGUACUGACGGUGGAUCACUCUUCCCAAUCCAUUAAUGCGGAUCAACAAGUAGUGGAUACCAGCAUUGGAGCUCCUCGCGUCUUUCGGAGCAGCGACAUUUUGGGAUGGAUGAUCAGCUUUGAUGGUAGUGCCAUUCGAUACGAAUACAGCUAG